AUGCGACGGAUUGCGAGGCAUUUGGGUAUGCUGAAUGACAUUUCGAGUCGCAUUAGUAGUUAUUAACUGAAAAAAGCAGGAGAUGCGAUUAGCGAGAUUAAAAACGCUGUGAAGAAGUAUAAAAAGUGUAACUUUCUCGGGCUGUUGGUCGAAAACAUUUCAACUUUUGAAAAGUUUACCUUUGCUCGUAACGCAAAAGUUCAACGAAUCAGAAAGAAAAUUUCGUUUAGUGAAGAAGAGAAGUUAUCAAUUUUCGUGAUUCUGUCUGUUAUCUCUUCGUCCUCUUUCUCUGUCCAGUGUAAAGUCAAUUUCGUUGUUUAACAUUGAAUUUUUGCGAGAAAAAAGAAGAUAGAAAGGGUAUUAAUUAGCCGCCGGAGACAAGCAGUUUGUUCCUGUUUUGGGGAGGCCUUCUGUGUGUUUAUAGCACCCUUUUGCGUCUAAAAGCCCCCUCUAUGUCCCGAAACUGUCGAUCCUCCACUUGACAAGUGAUGUAAUCGAGAUCGCAAUCACAUCUCAAGCCUUAUUUCCUCAGCUGUGUGCGCGCUUGGUUUCCAAGGCAAAGCCGAAGAGGGAGAUGAGAAAUAGGAGAUGUCGGGGAGCGAGACGAGAGAAGGAAACCUCGAAAAAAUGAUGACAAUUCCCCAUUUUGUCAUGUUUUUCCGUCACUUCCACCUUCAUUUCGCGGCUGCCGCACUGCCUCAAUAUCAACAAAAGCUGUGCUCGCGGAGCUCUAUUUGCCUCUUCUUGCUUCGUUUUCUUGCUUCAGUCUCUCUCUCCCUCUCUCUCUCUGUCCAUUCAAAGUUCCUUUUCAGUACAGCAAUUCCGGAUGACGUACUGCCAAACGUUCCUGAACAGACUGACGCCGUUGACUCGGUUCCGACUUCACACUGGCAACGUCAAUGGAUACACACAAUUGAAGGUGAGGACUGGCUGACACGAAACGAGACCGACUGACCUUCCAGUACGAAAACGAAUGAGAGAAAGAGUGCGCGCGUGAUAAAAACUUGUCAGAAAACAGGGUCUGGACGUCGCGUCGGAGACGUCGACCGUAUAAUGCUAGCGACAAGAUGGAAACGAGACGGGGAAAGUAGGAAUUAAGGGGGAAUAAUGAGGAACUUGCUCAUUAGGACAAUGCAAAAUAUUUCGUAAUAUUAAUGCAAUUCAUGUUGCAGGUGCGUCGAUUCGAAACCUCUGCGGAAGAGCUCUCGGCAUGUCUGGACCUCCAAUUAAACUCAAAUCCGAUUGCCGCCGAAUUCCAGGUAUUCCCGGCCGCCCAAAUUCUUCAUGAAUCGUGACUUCCAGGAGAACAGCUGCUUGUUGCUGUGCGACAAUGACCACAUAGACAACUACGAGAGAGACGAGAUCAAAAUUACGAUGAAAGUACGUGGGACUAGAGGGCGUUGGAAUCUGGAAUGCAAUCAUUCUUUUUGCAGGUCUUUCUGUCUGCGUGGGAUAUUCAACAGAUUGACCAGGCAGUCACGAGUCUGAAAGAGCAGCUCAAAACGAAAGAUAUUGAGGUUAGAAUGUGAGCAUGAGUGUAAAAACAAAUCGAAAUUCCAGGUGCUCAUUCUUUCGUUUCCGGAGUUGGAAUUGAUCGACGGAGAAUCGGAAGAUGACGAGCACCGUCGUUGGUUUGAGAAAGUGAAGCCGUUGUACGAGUACAUGGAGAAACUCGUUGACACUUCCGAGAUUGCCUCCAUCGGAGUCUCGGAUUUCUCGGCCAGACAGCUGAAGGAAGUUCUGGCGCAAUUUGACGUGAAGCCCAGCAUCAACCACGUUCGCCUCGACGGAUGCUGCCAAGUUCCUCCAGAGUUGCAGGCACUUGCCAAUGACAACGACGUCCAAUUGCUUGUGCACAACGAUCCCACUCCAUUCCCAACUAACAACAUUUUCAAAACUUUCUGUCAAGUAGGUUUCGGAUAUUAAUACUUAUAUCAUCCUCAAUAGGCUGUAAACCGGGGAAAAUUUUGGAGAACUUUCAAAAGACAUUUUGAAAUUCGGAAGACUUUCUCGCUUCAGAAAUUGUAAAAUCUGUGUUCAGGUCAGUGAUAGCUGCUCGACUUCCAUGUGCUCCCCUCUUUUCGAGACGACGUGGCUUUCUCGGUACUCCGUUUGGGUCCGAAAGCGCUCAAUCAUGACUUCAAAGGGAUACAUCGUGCAAUUCAUUCGAAAACAGGACUAA
Messenger RNA from Caenorhabditis sp. 36 PRJEB53466, 2182 nucleotides. Lineage: Eukaryota; Metazoa; Nematoda; Chromadorea; Rhabditida; Rhabditidae. The record is from the annotation of a GenBank genome assembly.